This is a messenger RNA of Zophobas morio, 865 nucleotides long. RefSeq names its product guanine nucleotide-binding protein alpha-16 subunit-like. Bases 147 to 746 code for a protein of 199 amino acids. The record is from RefSeq and is a predicted model, not a curated record. Gene Ontology annotation, molecular function: guanyl nucleotide binding; G protein-coupled receptor binding; GTPase activity. The transcript has 5 exons. Gene Ontology annotation, cellular component: heterotrimeric G-protein complex. NCBI's taxonomy places the organism in Eukaryota, Metazoa, Arthropoda, Insecta, Coleoptera, Tenebrionidae. Gene Ontology annotation, biological process: adenylate cyclase-modulating G protein-coupled receptor signaling pathway.
AUACCAAUAAUAUUCUCAAGUUAAAAAUUAAGGCUUCUAAGAUUAAGUAAGGGCGAUGCCAUCAGUACGUUUGGUUCGAAGUUGCUACUAAGUUAUUUUUUUUCUUGAGAGUCCUAGGGGUUAUCGUUCGCGAUUUAUUUUAGGUCAUGGGUUGCAUUACCUCUGGUAUUGAUAACUCUGAAGCUUUCAUGCUUUCCCGUAAAAUUGACGAAAAGUUAAAGCUUGAAGGGAUAGACUUCCGCCGCCAAGUUAAAUUGCUUCUUUUAGGUACUGGAGAGUCGGGUAAAAGCACAAUCUUAAAGCAGCUCAAAGUAAUACACGAGAAAGGAUUUACAGAUAAGGAAAAAGAAGAUUAUAAGUAUAUUAUUUGGGGAAAUAUAACACAUAGCCUUCGACUUCUGUUGGAGAGCUGCUUAAAACAUACUGCACUUUCUAAGGAGCUUCACGAAAAAGCCCAAGGGGUUUUGGGUCUUAUUGAAGAAGAUUCUGGUAAUCUUAAACUUCCAGGCAAGUUGUCAGAGAGCAUAGUCAAUCUUUGGUCUCACACAGAAUUUAAAGAAUUGUGUAAAAACAAGGAUGUUUGCCAAGUUUGGACGGGUGACGGAGUCUCUUACUUUUUAGAUAACAUCGAACGCGUGAUUUCACCAAGCUAUGUGCCUAGUUCUUAUGAAAUCAUGCUUGCUCGCUCGAAAACGACUGGCAUCGUAGAACGCUCCUUUAUAUAUAAGGACCUUAAGUUUCGGUAAAAAACUAAUAACUAUAGUACUGUACUAAUUGAAAACUUUAUUCUCCACUGAGAGUAUUUUUGAUGUGGGUGGGCAACGUUCUGAGAGGAGGAAAUGGAUUCACUGUUUCGAAGAUGUCA